This is a messenger RNA of Antechinus flavipes (yellow-footed antechinus), 3338 nucleotides long. RefSeq names its product glutamate dehydrogenase 1 (gene GLUD1). Gene Ontology annotation, molecular function: L-glutamate dehydrogenase (NAD+) activity. Lineage: Eukaryota; Metazoa; Chordata; Mammalia; Dasyuromorphia; Dasyuridae. The record is from RefSeq and is a predicted model, not a curated record. Bases 243 to 1913 code for a protein of 556 amino acids. Gene Ontology annotation, biological process: L-glutamate catabolic process. The transcript is spliced from 13 exons. Gene Ontology annotation, cellular component: mitochondrion.
UGGCGCUGGGCGCGCGCGCCCCCGCCCUUCCUCCUCGUCUUCGCCCCCGCCCCCCCGCGCUCCUGCCAUUAAAAGGCGUAGCUCUGGCCGGCGUCCCGGAAAGCCCUUCGUUCGCUCCCCGUUAACCUGUGAGCCGCGAACAGGGAGAAGGCGAGCGCGCUAGCUAGGCAACCUCGGCUCAAGUGCCCGUUCCCUCCCUCCGGGCCCCACCGCCUCAUCUCCCUGCCGCCGCCGCCGCCGUCAUGUUCCGGUACCUCGGGGAAGCGCUGCAGCUGUCCCGGGUCGGGGCCUCGGCCGCCGCCGCUGCCGCCGCCAGCGACCCUGCCGCCUCCGCCCUGCUGCUACGGGCCCGGGGCCAGCCAGCGGCCGCGCCACCCGCCCCUCGACGCCACUACAGCGAGGCGGCCGGGACCGGGGAUGACGAUCCCAACUUCUUCAACAUGGUGGAGGGCUUCUUCGAUCGCGGCUCGAAAAUCGUGGAGGACAAACUGGUGGAGGACCUGAAGACGCGAGAUACGGAGGAACAGAAGCGCAACCGGGUGCGCGGCAUCUUGCGCAUCAUCAAGCCCUGCAACCAUGUGCUGAGCGUCACCUUCCCCAUCAAGAGGGACAACGGCGCCUGGGAGGUGAUUGAGGGCUACCGGGCUCAGCACAGCCAGCAUCGCACACCCUGCAAGGGCGGUAUCCGUUACAGUACAGAUGUUAGUGUGGAUGAAGUAAAAGCCUUGGCAUCUCUGAUGACUUAUAAAUGUGCUGUGGUUGAUGUGCCAUUUGGAGGAGCCAAAGCUGGUGUUAAAAUCAAUCCCAGGCACUAUUCAGAUAAUGAGUUAGAAAAGAUCACAAGAAGGUUUACCAUGGAACUGGCGAAAAAGGGCUUUAUUGGACCUGGUGUUGAUGUUCCUGCUCCUGACAUGAGCACAGGUGAAAGAGAGAUGUCCUGGAUUGCAGAUACUUAUGCCAGUACCAUAGGACAUUAUGAUAUUAACGCACAUGCGUGUGUCACUGGUAAACCUAUCAGUCAAGGUGGUAUCCAUGGGCGUAUCUCUGCCACUGGUCGUGGUGUCUUCCAUGGAAUUGAAAAUUUCAUCAAUGAAGCUUCUUAUAUGAGCCUUUUGGGAAUGACUCCAGGAUUUGGAGAUAAAACAUUUGUUGUUCAGGGAUUUGGUAAUGUAGGCCUUCAUUCAAUGAGAUACCUACAUCGUUUUGGUGCUAAGUGUGUUGGUGUUGGAGAACUUGAUGGCAGCAUAUGGAAUCAAGAUGGUAUUGACCCGAAGGAACUGGAGGAUUAUAAAUUGCAACAUGGAACAAUUGUUGGCUUCCCCAAGGCAAAGCCCUAUGAAGGAAGCAUUUUGGAAGCAGAGUGUGACAUACUUAUCCCUGCUGCCAGUGAGAAGCAGUUGACUAAAUCCAAUGCAUCCAAAAUCAAAGCAAAGAUCAUUGCUGAAGGUGCCAACGGACCCACAACCCCAGAGGCUGACAAAAUUUUCCUGGAGAGGAAUAUCCUGGUUGUACCUGAUCUCUUCUUGAAUGCUGGAGGUGUGACGGUGUCUUACUUUGAAUGGCUGAAAAAUCUCAACCAUGUCAGCUAUGGCCGCCUGACAUUCAAAUAUGAAAGGGAUUCUAACUACCACCUGCUCAUGUCUGUUCAAGAAAGUUUAGAAAGAAAGUUUGGCAAGCAUGGUGGAGCUAUUCCAGUUGUACCCACAGCAGAAUUCCAGGACAGGAUAUCGGGAGCAUCUGAGAAGGACAUUGUACACUCCGGCUUAGCAUAUACUAUGGAACGUUCUGCCCGGCAAAUUAUGCGCACUGCCAUGAAGUAUAACCUGGGGCUGGACUUGAGAACUGCCGCUUAUGUCAAUGCAAUCGAGAAAAUCUUCAAAGUGUAUAAUGAAGCUGGUUUGACCAUCACAUAAGCGAGCCAGCCUGGCCGGCUCUGUGGCUUUCUCUCUUCACCCACCUCUUGUUCUACACCCUCUUCCAGCCUAUCACAAGUUUACAUGUAACCACAGAAAUACCUUUUCCCUCAUGAUUUAUUGUAGUAGACACUUCCCAACCAGUUUCAGUCCAAAUUAGUCUUUAAUUUCUUUAAAAAAAAAAAAAAAAAAAACCUCACACUAGGUAUGUGCAGACUCACAGGUCUAACGAUAACUAGUUUGCUCAGUUGAGGGCCAUCUGGUGUAUUUUGCUGCUUAGUAAAAUGCCUUCUCCAUAUGGGCCUCCAGCCUCACUCCUGGGGCUGCCUCCCCACCUCAGGAGUGGCUUCCGGCAGCAGGUGAGCACUUAGCUCGUUUGCUCUACUUGCUCAUUGCAGUUUUGGUGAAUGCUAUAAUCUGCUUGAGACUUUCCAGAGGGCCUUAUCAUGACUAGCAUUAAGAAUGGCUGUCCUGCAGGGAGUUAGAGUUGUUACUUUACAUCAGCAAAAUAAUACCUCCAUUUGACUUGUUGCAGAAUUAGAGGCUGUUUCUCCUUAGUCAACGUUUUCUUCCCUUUUUAUGGAAAAAACUAUGCUGCUGUAAUAGACUUGCCUUUAAUCAUUUAUCAAACUUAACCUUGACUCAAGCAGUGAGAUGCCUAUAAAUGUGGAUGAAAGAAGCUAGUAUUUUUAUAACCUGAAAAGAACAGUAUCAUUUAUAGUUUAUCAACUAUGUACAGUUAUCCAACAGAAAUUAAAAUCCAGUUCAUAAUAGUCAAAUUCUCCUCUUUAUAACUUGACCAGUGACUGGGGCUUGUUUUUCUUUUAACAUUUAAAAAUAUUCUCAACUUUGCUAAAUAUAAUGCUGACAUAGUCCAACGAAUUUAGUAACCUCUUAAUCAUAAUAAAAAUUGGGUGGGGUUUUUUGGUUUUGCUUUGAGAUAUGAUCAGAUUAUUAGGUAUUGUGCUGCUUCAUUGAAAAAUGAAUCAGAAUAUGAAGUCUAACCAGUAACAGCUCUGGCCCUGUCAUUUGGACCCUAGCUGGCGGCUAUAAAUAUUGGUCAAUGACUUGGUCUCUGGAAGUCUUUGUAUUUUCUCUUUAUUUAGAGACCUCACAUUCUGAAUAUAAUCAAGCCUAACAAAGUGGCCCUUGACACAAAAUUGGAUCAAAUCUGGUGGUUUUGUUUUAUUUUGGACAAGUUUACUUCUUUGGGGUUAUUUGGGGAAGGUCUUUUGUCUAGAGUCCCAAUGAAGUGAUGCCAGAUAUUAUUUAUAUAGUGAAAGAAUUCGCCUGUCUCCCCCCUUUUUUUAACAAAAAAAAAAAAAUCACAGAAAUUUCAUGGUUUUUUUUCCUAACUACUUUGUAACUGUAUGACUUAACAGGUUGAUAAAAGCAGUUAUUAAAAGUUCAUCUUUUUCAAACCUA